Molecule: messenger RNA, 1076 nt
Organism: Andrographis paniculata
Lineage: Eukaryota; Viridiplantae; Streptophyta; Magnoliopsida; Lamiales; Acanthaceae
Product: peter Pan-like protein
Exons: 6
Coding region: 1-831 (276 amino acids)
Biological process (GO): ribosomal large subunit assembly; rRNA processing
Cellular component (GO): preribosome, large subunit precursor
Molecular function (GO): rRNA binding
Source: RefSeq, a predicted model, not a curated record
AUGUGGACAUUUUCCAAUGUACUAAAAGAAAUAACCGACCGUAGACCAUGUAACCGGGGACAAGAUACCGAAGAGUUUUGUGUUUUCUCGGGGAAAGUUACCCGACGUUCUUCGAAAAUUGCAGAUGGAUUUAAGAAAAUUGAUGCUUCCAUUGGGGCUCUCAACCUCAAGUGCCUGAAUUUGCUUUUAUUUGUAGGAAAAAAUAAGGAACAAUCUCAAAGAAUUUUUGAACGUGACAGGCCCAAUGGGUGUUACAUUUUAUCGAAAACUGAUUCUGCGCCGUACUUGAGGGUUGGUAGAACACCACAGGGCCCAACUCUAACCUUCAAAAUUCUUGAGUAUUCGUUGGUUGCUUAUGUUGUCAAGUCUCAAUUGCGUCCGGGAAGUCAUAAAGAUCUUUUUGAUAACCCGCCUUUGAUUGUCCUUUCUGGUUUCGGGACUGGGGAGCAGCAUCUUAGGCUUACAACUAUAAUGUUUCAGAACAUGUUUCCUGCCAUUGAUAUAAACACUGUCAAGCUUUCUUCAUGCCAAAGAAUUGUGCUGCUAAAUUACAACAAAGACACCAAACAUAUAGAUUUCCGGCACUAUUCAAUCAGAUUACAACCGGCUGGGGUGUCACGACGAAUAAGAAAAUUUGUACAGAGCCAUCAGGCCCCUGAUUUGAGAACUCUUCAGGAUGUCAGUGAUUAUUUAACGAAGGCUGGUUAUGGAUCAGAAAGUGAAGUGGACGAUGAAUCAGCAACUGUAAGUCUACCAAUGGAUCUUGGAAGAGUUAAAAUAAGGCAUCAAGUAAGAGUGCUGUCAAACUUCAAGAAGUUGGACCUAGAAUGACACUUCAGUUAGUAAAAGUUGAGGAAGGACUGUGCUGUGGAGGAAUUAUAUUCGAUGCAUUUGGUAAGUACAUUUUGUUCUUCGGCUUAGUUAAAAUUCAAUUUUUGAAAGACUAGUUCCCAUUUUCUAUGGAUGCAUGUUUGGAUGACAAGUCGAGUGUAAUCUGCUACUAGCAAUUAUUAUUAUACUUUGGUGUGUUUGCUAAAUAAUCUCACCCGACCCAAUUCCAUUUAGCAAACAAUUAA